UUCUGCCUCUGAUUGCAAUAAACGGCCUCCUGGCCAAACUGUCAAGCCUGUUGCUGAAUCUGCAUUCUGGUUCCAACCCUCACCUGACUAAUCCCGACAGAACGAUCAGACCACAAUAUGGAACCCGCAGAUUCAAAUCCGCUUCACGUGGCCCUCCGAGUCCAGGGACAGCGAAUCCUGCAGCAGGAGGAACAGAUUUCCUCCCUCCAUGAAUUCCUGAAAAAGACAACUGAUCGACAAGCGUCAAUGAUACAGAACUUGAACUCUCAGCUCGCAAACAUCGCUCUUCAACUUCAACCAACAGCCCAAUCUGCCAGGCCGGCCUCUGUUCCUGUAGACCAACCCAACUCUCUCUCCGAGGGUCAAGCGGGGGCGCCUGUCACACAAGUGAACUUACAACUGUCCCGCCCGGAACGCUUUUCGGGUGACACGGGAGACGUUCGCACCUUCCUAACACAAUGUGAGCUCCACUUUGAAUUGCAAGCCUCUGCUUUUGUGUCUGAGCGUUCCAAGGUGGCUUAUGCAAUUUCUCACCUCUCGGGAAAAGCCGCAGCUUGGGCCACUGCUGAAUGGAGCCGCAACUCGCCUGUCUGUUCAUCAUAUCUGACUUUCACCACCUCCUUGAAACAAGUUUUUCAAAGUAAACCACCGGGGAGAGAAGCGUCGUUAGCCCUAAUGAACCUGCGACAGGGGAAACGCCGGGUGGCCGACUUCGCCAUUGAUUUCCGAACGCUAGCAGCAGACAGUGACUGGAACCCAUCCGCACUGUCUGAUGUAUUUUUUCAAGCCUUGUCUGACCCCAUCAAGCUUGCCAUGGUAGCCAUCGACAUCCCGGGCGACUUGGACUCCCUUAUUGCACUGGCCAUGCAGAUCGACCGACGCCUUGCCGAGCGAGACCAGGAAGGAAAACGUCUGCCACGCCAACAUCCUCAUCGCGAUCAAGGCAACCCCCACACCUUCCUGCCGUCACCUCAACGGCGCUUGCCUCACUCCCUUCGUCCGCAAGAACAAACACCUGAGGAGCCGAUGCAGCUGGGCCGUACUCGCCUCACCCCAGGGGAACGUCAACGCAGAGCAAGAGAAGGACUAUGUUUUUACUGUGGACAACGUGGUCAUGUAGUCAAUAACUGUCAAGUCAAGGCCGCAUCAUACCCAGCUAACCCCUCUGUCCAGGAAUCUCACCAGCAGCAUGUACGGGCAGUACUUCAGAGACUCCUGCGGAACCAGUUGUAUGUCAAGGCUGAAAAAUGUGAUUUCCAUAAAUCCUCCGUUCCAUUUCUCGGUUACAUUCUCGCCGAGGGUAAGGUCAAGAUGGAUCCUGACAAGAUUUCAGCCGUCCUGAACUGGCCUGUACCAAAGAACCUAAAAGAGCUACAGCGAUUCCUGGGUUUUGCUAAUUUUUACAGGAAAUUCAUUAAGAAUUAUAGCACUAUUGCCUCACCCCUGCAUUGUCUUACUUCCACUCAUAGACGCUUCCUGUGGUCAGAGCCAUGCCAGAAGGCCUUUGAUCUGCUCAAGAACCGCUUCACCUCUGCCCCCAUUCUCUCCUUGCCGGACCCUGCUCACCAAUUCAUUCUGGAAGUGGAUGCCUCAGACGUGGGAGUAGGAGCAGUGCUCUCCCAGAGAAAUCCCACGGACGGCUCCAAGAACACGAAACCAGACGCAUUGUCGAGGAUAUUUGAAUCAAGGAAAAACCCCUCUGAACCAAUGCCAAUUGUGCCUGAAUCCUGUUUUUUAUCUGUGCUGUCGUGGGAUAUCGAGGCAAAGGUAAAAUCCGCUCUCGAGUCCACAGAGACCCCUUCAGACUGCCCCAAAGAAAAGCUAUAUGUGGUGCCUGAGCUUCGCGGUCAGGUUAUCCACUGGGCCCACACUCUCAAGACCUCUUGUCAUCCAGGUAUCACCAAAACAAUUUUUGUCAUAUCUCAGAGGUUCUGGUGGAAAGCCAUGCGCAAUGACGUUACCGAAUACGUCAACGCCUGCUCAGUAUGUGCCUCCAGUAAGCCAUCUUCGUGCAGACCAGCUGGUGGGCUCCAUCCCUUACCAAUACCAUCCAAACCCUGGUCACACAUAUGUAUGGACUUCGUAACUGGUUUACCCCCAUCCUCUGGCAACACCGUUGUUCUCACAGUAGUAGACAGAUUUUCCAAGAUGGCACAUUUCAUUCCAUUGCCUAAAUUACCUUCUGCCAAGGCGUUGGCGCAAGUACUCAUGUACAACAUAUUCCGCGUGCAUGGCUUCCCCACUGAUGUAGUUUCUGAUAGGGGUCCACAGUUUGUUUCAGCUUUCUGGAAAGCCUUCUGCAGGAUGAUAGGGGCUACGGUUAGUCUUUCAUCUGGAUUCCAUCCCCAGUCCAACGGUCAAGCGGAGCGGCUGAACCAAAUCUUGGAGACUGGUCUUCGUUGCCUGGCGUCCCAGGACCCCUCCACGUGGAGCGAGAAGUUGAUGUGGCUUGAGGUGGCACAUAACACUCUUCCAUCAUCAGCGACAGGCUUCUCACCCUUCCAUGUUGUGCAUGGCUUUCAGCCCUCGCUCUUCCCUGCUCUUGAUACCAACUCUCCAGUUCCAUCAGCUCUCGCCUUAAUCCGUAGAUGCCGCCGGACCUGGGAACGAGCUCGACGAAUUCUGCUCCGUCGUUCGGCCAUCUACAAGACUGCUGCGGAUCGCAAGAGGUCUGCUGCACCGACGUACGCUACAGGUGACCGGGUCUGGCUGUCCACACGACAUCUGCCUUUGAAGGUCCAGUCAAGGAAGCUUGCUCCCAGGUUUGUGGGUCCCUUUCCGGUUUCUAAAGUUAUUAAUCCAGUCUCCGUGCGCCUGCAGUUGCCAAAGUCCAUGAGAGUCCAUCCCACAUUUCAUGUCAGUCAGCUGAAACCAGCCCGUGCAAGUCGUCUUGUCCCUCCGGCCAGACCCCCGCCCGGUUUGUGGAUGGCGGCCUGGUCUAUUCUGUCCGGCGGCUCCUGGCGGUGCGGCGUCGCGGCCGGGGUUUCCAGUAUCUGGUUGAUUGGGAGGGGUACGGCCCGGAGGAGCGCUCCUGGAUUCCCUCCCGGUUCAUCGUGGACCCUGCCCUCAUCCGUGCCUUCCACGCUGCCCAUCCUGGGGCGCCUGGGCCGUCGGGUGCCGGCCGUUGAGGGGGGGCCUUGUCAUGUUCCCUGCCUCUCUGGUUCACUCACCUGCCUUUUCCCGCCUCUCGGCUUGGCACAGCUGCUACUGAUCAUCGUUAGGGGAGUAUUUAAGUGGCAGGCUCACAUCACUUCACUGUCUGAUCGUUCCAGCACAAAGCUUCACGUCCUGAGACCUCCUUCAUGUGAUAUCCUGCCUGCUCAUCUUGACUGA
This is a messenger RNA of Corythoichthys intestinalis (scribbled pipefish), 3333 nucleotides long. RefSeq lists its product as uncharacterized. Gene Ontology annotation, molecular function: zinc ion binding; nucleic acid binding. The record is from RefSeq and is a predicted model, not a curated record. Gene Ontology annotation, biological process: DNA integration. Lineage: Eukaryota; Metazoa; Chordata; Actinopteri; Syngnathiformes; Syngnathidae. The transcript has 3 exons. Bases 118 to 3333 code for a protein of 1071 amino acids.